CAUUUAAAGUUAUUACAAAAUAAUGGUUAUAUUUCUCCGUGCUGUGCAGAACGUUUCUUGGCCAAGGUGGACUCCGGGAAUGUCCGCCUGCGCAGCUGUGGGAACUACACUACCCAGAGGGCAAUGCGCCCAAUGGUGGCGGAGUUGAGCCAAUGAAAGCCCAGGGCAGAGGUACUUCCGUGCGUGGGCUUCGCUUCGGGGCGGGAUUUCUGGCGUCUUCCUUGUGGCGGUCAUUUUGGCCUUUCUCAGGUCGGGUCGCCCACUCAGAGGCUCGGAGCCAGGGGUCUUAAAAGAGAAGGCGUCAGAGGCCUCCACAGAGGCAGAUCCAUGGCUUGGCGGUGGCGCACCUCGGGGUGACCCGUAACAGGCUGAGAUCGGGACCUCCACGCCUCACAGACUCCGCUUCGUCCACAGACUCCGAUGGCGGCGGCGGCGCUGAGGGACCCGCCUCAGGGUAUGAAAUUUGAGGAUGUGGCCAUUGACUUCUCCCAGGAGGAGUGGGGGCUCCUUGAUGAGGCUCAGAGACUCCUGUACUACAAUGUGAUGCUGGAAAACUUUGCACUUGUAGCAUCCCUGGGUUGUUGCCAUGGAACAGAAGAUGAGGAGGCCCCUUCUGAGCAGAGUAUAUCUGUAGAAGGAGAGUCACAGGUUAGGGCUUCUAAGGCAGGUCCAUCCACCCAGAAGACCCACCCCUGUGAGAUGUGUGUCCCCAUCUUAAAAGAUAUUUUGCAGCAAGCUGAGCACCAAAGAGUAUACCCUUUGCAGAAACCAGACUUGGGUGGCACAUAUGUGAGAUGCUUCUGUUUCAUUGCAAACCUUCGCCAGCAGCAGAAGCAUGACAGUGGAGAGAAGCCCUGGAAGAGAGAUGUGGACAGGGCCUCGCUUGUGAGGAGCUGCAACUUCUUUGUGCCAGGGAAGCCUUUCACCUGUGGGGAGGUUGGGGAGGACUUCCCAGCCACCUUGGGCCUUCUCCAGCACCAGGCCACACCCAACAGUGAGGAACUACAGAGUGGCAGCAAGAGUGGACAGGCCUUUCACAGUGAAAAAAGUCAUUACAAGUGGGGUGAAUGUGAAAAAGUUGCCAGCCACAGCCACACACUUGUUCAAGAUAAAAGUGUCCACUCUAAAGAAGGGCUUUAUGAGUGUAACAAAUGUAGGAAAGCCUUCAACUGCAACUACAGACUUGUUCAGCACCAGCAAAUUCACACUGGACAAAGACCAUAUGAGUGUGGUGAAUGUGGGAAAUUCUUUAGCCAUAUCUCUGGCCUUGUUAAACACCAGAGAAUUCACAGUGGUACAAAGCCUUAUGGAUGCAGAGAACGUGAAAAAUUAUUUACCCACAACUUUAGUCUUAGAAAACACCAGAAAAUUCACACUGGAGAAAGGACUUAUGAAUGCAGUGAAUGUGGAAAAGUCUUCAGUCACAAAUCCAAACUCAUUCACCACCAGAGACAACACACUGGAGGAAUGCAUUUUGAGUGUGGUGAGUGUGGGAAAUUCUUUAGCUACAAAUCCAACCUCAUUGAACACCAGAGAGUUCACACUAAAGAAAGACCUUAUGAGUGCAGUGAAUGUGGGAAGUCCUUUAGACAAAGUUCUAGCCUUUUCCGACACCAGAGAGUUCACACUGGAGAAAGGCCUUAUGAGUGCAGUGAAUGUGGGAAAGCCUUUAGACAAAUUUUUAAUCUCAUUCGACAUGGUAGAGUUCACACUGGAGAAAUGCCUUAUGAGUGUAGCGAAUGUGGGAAAUCUUUUAGCUGCAAAUCUGAACUCGUUCAACACCAGAGAAUUCACAGUGGAGAAAGGCCUUAUGUGUGCAGUGAAUGUGGGAAGUCCUUUAGACAGUUCUCUAACCUCAUUCGACACCGGAGUGUUCAUACUGGAGAAAGACCAUAUGAGUGCAGUGUUUGUGGAAAAUCCUUUAGUCGCAAAUUUAUCCUCAUUCAACAUCAGAGAGUUCACACUGGAGAAAGACCUUACGAGUGCACUGAAUGUGGAAAAUCUUUUACCCGCAAAUCUGACCUCAUUCAACACCAGAGAAUUCAUACUGGCACAAGACCUUAUGAGUGCAGUGAAUGUGGGAAAUCCUUUAGACAACGCUCUGGGCUUAUUCAGCACCGGAGAAUUCAUUCUGGAGAAAAGCCUUAUGAAUGUGGGGAAUGUGGGAAAUCCUUUAGCCAAAGUGCUAGCCUCAUUCAACAUCAGAGAGUUCACACUGGGGAAAAACCAUAUGAGUGUAAUGAGUGUGGGAAAUCAUUUAGCCAAAGUUCUAGCCUCAUUCAACACCAGAGAAGGCACACUGGUGAGAGGCCUUAUGAGUGCAGUGAAUGUGGGAAACUCUUUACCCACAAAUCUGACCUCAUUCAACACCAGAGAGUUCACACGGGAGAAAGACCCUAUGAAUGUAGUGAAUGUGCGAAAUCCUUUAGCCGCAAACCUAACCUCCUCAGACACUGGAGAGUUCAUGCUGGAGAAAAGCCUCAUGAGUGUGACGAAUGUGGAAAAUUAUUUAGCAACAAAUCCAACCUCAUUAAACAUCGGAGAAUUCAUACUGGGGAAAGGCCAUAUGAGUGUAGUGAAUGUGGGAAAUCCUUUAGUGAAAGCUCUGCACUCCUUCAACACCGGAGUGUUCACACUGGAGAAAGGCCUUAUGAGUGCAGUGAGUGUGGGAAAUUCUUUACCUACCACUCCAGUCUUAUAAAACACCAGAGAGUUCACUCUGGAUCAAGGCCCUAUGAGUGCAGUGAAUGCGGAAAAUCCUUUACUCAGAACUCUAGCCUCAUUGAACACCAUAGAGUUCAUAGUGGAGAAAGGCCUUAUAAGUGCAGCGAAUGUGGGAAAUCUUUUAGCCAAAGCUCUGCACUUCUGCAACAUCGGAGAGUUCACACUGGAGAAAGGCCUUAUGAGUGCAGCGAAUGUGGGAAAUUCUUUACUUACAGCUCCAGUCUCUUGAAACACCAGAGAGUUCACACUGGAUCAAGGCCUUAUGAGUGUAGUGAAUGUGGGAAAUCCUUUACUCAAAACUCCAGCCUCAUUAAACACAGGAGAAUUCACACUGGAGAAAAGCCUUAUGAGUGCAGCGAAUGUGGGAAAUCUUUUAGCCAUAGCUCCAGCCUCAUUAAACACCGAAGAGUUCACACUGGUUAAAGGCCUGAUGAGUGCUGUGAAUGUGGGAAAUCCUUUACCCAUAGGUCCAACUUCAGUGACCACUAGAGUGUUCAUAUUGGAGAAAGGCUUUAUGUGCACUUGAAUGUGGGAAAUUCAUCUCCAGACUCCUAAAACACCAUAGUGUCACAUUGGAGCAAAGCCUUAUGAGUAUGGCAGAUGGGGAAAAUCCUUUGGCCAAAGUCUAGCCUCAGUACACUCCAGAGAAUUCACAGUGGAGAAAGGCCUUAUAACUUAUAAAUUCAGUGAGUGUGAGAAAGCCUUCCGCUGAAGAACAUACCUCAUGGGAUACCACAGAUUUCAAAUGGGAGAACUACCUUCAAUGUGCACGUAUAUACGAUUUCUUUGUUCAGUGCAACAACACAGGAGGAGAUCCCUUAUGAAGAUGCCAUUUGCCUGUAUUGAACCAGAUACAUCCAAACAUCCACUUAAAUUCCAGGUAUGUGGGAGCUGCAUUGCACUUUUUAACCUGUCCAGGGCCCUUGCCAGAUUUAUGUCACCACCAGUUCUGUAGCAGAAGUCAUUUCACCUCUAACCACCUGGCAGAUGCCCAUAGUGUGCAACAUUCACCCAACCUAGGAAGGAAACCCCAGUGCUCUCCCACUUGCGGGAUGAUUCAUGAGUAGCUUGAACACUUAGUCUUUCCCAGUUUUUUUUCCUCCCUUAUGAGUUAAAUCAUGGACCUUACCCAGUUUUGGCCUAGAGGACUCCGUUGGUGAUUUGAAAAGAUGGACUACAUUUUUCAUAAUAUUAUUGAUCUCAUGAGACUCUAGUGAUGGGAUUUUCCAGCCUCCAAGUCACUAGCCUGGGGAACAGUCUGCCUCCCAUUGCUCUUGUUUGUAUAAUAAUAAAGGUCUUAUUGUUUAAGA
Aethalodelphis obliquidens (Pacific white-sided dolphin) is the source of this 4034-nucleotide messenger RNA. RefSeq names its product zinc finger protein 551-like. The record is from RefSeq and is a predicted model, not a curated record. Gene Ontology annotation, cellular component: nucleus. Gene Ontology annotation, biological process: regulation of transcription by RNA polymerase II. NCBI's taxonomy places the organism in Eukaryota, Metazoa, Chordata, Mammalia, Artiodactyla, Delphinidae. The transcript is spliced from 4 exons. Gene Ontology annotation, molecular function: RNA polymerase II transcription regulatory region sequence-specific DNA binding; DNA-binding transcription factor activity, RNA polymerase II-specific.